Dovyalis caffra is the source of this 2736-nucleotide messenger RNA. The record is from the annotation of a GenBank genome assembly. NCBI's taxonomy places the organism in Eukaryota, Viridiplantae, Streptophyta, Magnoliopsida, Malpighiales, Salicaceae.
AUGAGACGUCUUACAAAAGACCAUAACGCGUGGAAAAUAAAUCAACGGCAGGAGAAGGGUGUCAGAGGGGGCCUUGGAGAGGUUUUUUGGUUGAUGGAGAUGGAUUUGAUGGCUAGCUGCAAGGGAAAGUUGGCAUAUUUUAGAAUUAAAGAGCUUAAGGAUAUUUUAUCUCGGUUGGGUCUUUCAAAACAAGGAAAGAAGCAGGAUUUAAUGGACAGAGUUUUAGGUUUGCUCUCAGAUGAUGAAAGUGAGUUAUCAUUGCAAGUUUUGUCAUUUAUAGAAUGUUAUUAUUUGCCCUUGGUACUGUUAGUCAGGGCAGGUGUCCAUCACUUGGGGAAUCAGCCUCUCACGGAUGCUUCAGAUUUAGCAGCAGAGGCUCCAAGUGGCUUAGAUAUUAUGAGUGUUAAAGAAGAACUUGAACAUUUCAUUAAGCCGGAGAAGAGGAUUCGUUGCCCUUGUGGAAGCUCACUGCCUAACAAAUUCAUGAUACAGGAAGAGAAAGCAGCUAUGAAGUUGACCGUGUUACACAGCACCUUAGGAUUUCGAGCACUUACAAUGCCUGUUUAUUUGAUUUUUGCUUCCCUAUGUAUAGAUUCAAAAUGUCAAGUGCAGCAACAUAUUAGUUGUGUCAUUUUUCCGGAGAACCCUAUGGACAGUGACCAUCCAAUUCCAUCUGUAUUUUACUGUGAAACAUGUCGAAUUGACCGAGCAGAUCCUAAUAACACACUGCAGAGUGUGGAAACAACUUUUCAAUUGACAAGAUCAGAUCAACUCCUACUACAGAAUAGUCAAUAUGAUGUUCAGGCUUGGUGCAUGCUUCUCAAUGAUAAUGUUUUGUUUAGGCUGCAGUGGCCACUGCAUGCAGAUUUACAGGUUAAUGGCAUGCCCGUGAGAGUGCAUAAUAGGCUGGGAUCACAGUAUCUUGGUGCUAAUGGCCGUGAUGAUGGUGCACUAAUCAAAUUAUGCAUUGGAGAGGGAAUGAAUAGAGUUUCUUUAUCAGGAUGUGAUUCUCGCAUUUUCUGCUUUGGCAUCAGACUCGUAAAGCGACGAACAGUUGAACAGGUUCUCAAUCUGAUUCCCAAAGAUGGUGAGUCUUUUGAUGAUGCACUUGCUCGUGUUUGUCGUUGCAUUGGUGGUGGGAUGGGUAUUACAAAUGAAGAUAGUGACAGUGAUUUGGAGGUGAUCGCAGAGGCAAUUACAGUUAAUCUCCGCUGUCCUUGGCAGUGUCCUAUUUGUCUUAAGAACUACUCCUUGGAGGAUAUCGUUAUUGAUCCUUACUUCAACCGCAUCACAAAUAUGAUGGGUCAUUGUGAAGAAGACAUAACUGAGAUAGAGGUGAAACCUGAUGGUUGUUGGACUGCAAAGACAAAAGUUGAGGUUGGUGAUCUUGGGCAAUGGCAUUUUCCUGAUGGUUCUCUUUGUGCUCAUAUGGAUGAAGUUGCUCCCUGUUAUGAAACCUCGAGGCAGAUUGAGAAGGGAGAUGGCUUGACAGCACAUGGUAAUCCUGAAAUCGACAUUAAGAAUAAUCUCAGUGGAAUUAUGCAAGGAAGAAACCAAGAGCUUGCUUUUUAUUCCUCCAAGAAUCAACUUGACAAAAAUUUCAUAAAUCAUGGCCAAAGGACAAUAACAAUGAGCAGUAGCACCACCGGAAGUGGCAGGGAUGAGGAGGACCCAAGUAUAAACCAGGAUUACAGUGGGAAUGUUGAAAUAUCUCCCAGUAGUGUCAAUGAAAUCAACUCUAUCUGUCACUAUUUUGACCCAACACUUGCAAUAAACAAUGGUAGUUCUGUGCCAUCAGGGAAUGCUGACAUCAUUGUUCUUAGUGAUUCCGAUGAAGAGAAUGUCAAUUUAGCUCCUCCCGAAACUGUCUAUGAUACUUGCACAGUGAAUGGGAGUGGUUCUUUGUUGGCUGCCAAUCCUGGAAUAGCAAACUCAUACUUAGAAGAUCUAGCUCUUGAUGCAGGUGCAAAUUCUUGUUUUGGUCUCUUCGAUACAGCUGUCAAUGAUGUCGGGAUGUCUAACUGGUCAUAUUCUUCUGGUACUCAAGCUGGUCCCCAUUUCCAACUAUUUAAUACAGACUCGGAUGUAUCAGAUGCUUUUAUUGAUCUGGAUCAUCCUUCCAUUGGUUGUACUGCUCCAAUGAAUGGUUGCACACCGGCAUCAAUGCCAGCUAUAACUUCUGGUGAUGAGGUCCUAGAUUCUUUGGCCUGUGACGCCAAUGUUGACAUGGAUGUUGGCUUGGUUGAUAAUCCUAUGAGAUUUGUUGGUGAGGACCCCUCAUUACAAACCUUUCUCCCAACUCAACCUGUGUACCAGCCUCCUGUGUCAAAUUGUGUCCCUACUGAGGAUUGGAUUUCCCUUAGCCUUGGCAGCACCAGUGAGAGUUUUGGCAAUCACACCAGGGAUCGUGUUCAGGGUGCUGCCAAAAAUGGGGUUGAUUUGAGAAACCAGUUAGGAUCAAAUCAAGCUACUUCAGUUGCAGCUCUAAACGAUGAAGCUAGGACUAACAGGAAAUGUAACAAGAAAUUUUCAGAUGGCCCUUUCUCAUUUCCUCGCCAGCCACGGUCUGCAAACGAGGAAGGAGAUGAGCAACCAACCGGAAGUGGGGCAGGUUGCUCCCUUCAGUUGCUAGAGGUGGUUAAAUUUGAUUUCCGUUUCUUUGGGGACUUCUGUGUUGCAACAUUGGAAGGCAUGCAAUAUGAUAUCAGGAUAUCGCGGAAGAAGGUUUUGAAGUAG